Molecule: messenger RNA, 336 nt
Organism: Vanrija pseudolonga
Lineage: Eukaryota; Fungi; Basidiomycota; Tremellomycetes; Trichosporonales; Trichosporonaceae
Gene: smd2
Product: Small nuclear ribonucleoprotein Sm D2
Exons: 5
Coding region: 1-336 (111 amino acids)
Biological process (GO): spliceosomal snRNP assembly; RNA splicing
Cellular component (GO): pICln-Sm protein complex; catalytic step 2 spliceosome; U4/U6 x U5 tri-snRNP complex
Molecular function (GO): RNA binding
Source: RefSeq, a predicted model, not a curated record
AUGAGCCAGUACCAGUCCGUCCCAAAAUCCGAGCUCGACGAGUCUCAAGUCCGCGAGCUUGAGGAGUGGGAGAUCUCCCAAGGCCCUCUCUCGGUCCUGCAGCAGGCCGUCCGCAACCAGAGCCAGGUUCUCAUCUCCUUGCGAAACAACAAGAAGCUCCUGGCCCGCGUCAAGGCGUUUGACCGCCAUGCCAACAUGGUUCUGGAGAAUGUGAAGGAGAUGUGGGUCGAGACGCCGAAGGGCAAGAAUGCCAAGCCCGUGAGCAAGGACCGCUUCAUCUCGAAGAUGUUCCUCCGCGGUGACUCGGUUAUUCUGGUUCUGCGCAACGCGGCAUAA